ACAGUUUGUAGUCUGUAUAAUUCAUAAACGCAUCUUCAUUCUUAUUGAGGCUCUCAAACAGUGUGUAGCUUUAGCCACGUUAGCCGUGCAACACGCUAUCAAAAUCAUUCAGAAUCGAAUUUUAGCAAACAUCCACAAAAUACAUGCCAUACCUAUGUUAUAUGCUGCAUCAAGAACAGUUUAAUGAUCCAUUUUGUGAGUUAUAUUUGCUGUGUUAGCCUAUGUAUGCCUCAGUGUAUUGGAAUGAGGAGCCAGCUUGGGGGUGGGGAGCACCAGCUCAUUUGCAUUUAAAGCAACCCCCACAAAAAUGGCUUGAUUUUGCUCACACCCAAAUCGGGGCAAAUUUGACAAGCUAUAAUAAAUGAUCUGUGGGGUAUUUUGAGCUGAAACUUCACAGACACAUUCUGGGGACACCAGAGACUUAUAUUACAUAUUGUCAAAAGGGGCAUAAUAGGUCACCUUUAACAAAAACAAUAGUGAAUUUAACAUCAAAAUUUAACAUCUAUGUUAAAAUGUGUCUUUAUGAAAACUUUUCCUUUUAAAUACUUCAGUCAGUUCAAGAAUAAUUUAUGCAAUUUUAUAUUAUUUAUUUGAAAGAAUUAAAAGACAAUUUCAUGUCUAUCCUUGUAUUGUUCAACUGGUUGAGGUAUUUAGAAAGAAAUUAGUUAAAAUUACAGUUAAAACAGUGGCAUAUACAGAGAGUGUAAGAAAGUGAGCAAGCCUCAUGCUGGCAGGAGACAUGCCUCGUUCAGGUGACCGGCGCGUAGCAGAGCACCUUGCGCUUGCCUCCUGAAUCACAGCAGCACGGUAUAAAAGCCAGAGGCGGCAGUGGACGGGAUGAGAGAUCUCCAUCAGGAUAACUCGCAGAGCUGCUCCGCACACAUUCAGAUACAAACAAAUAACGAUAAUCACUGAUUAGUCACCAAAAAGAGGGAUGAAGACCAUCAACUUUUUUACCGAUUUGUUUCUUGUAUUCGUAGCCAGUAAUGCGAGCGCUUGGAUUAUCAGAAAUGCGACUGAAACACUCUCCGGAACCAAUCUCACUAACAAUAAAUCGGAAACGGGUGAUGACGGAUUGGCAUCAAUACCCAAAUCAAGGCGAAAACGGUACAUUUCGCAGGGUGACAUGAUAGCAAUUCUGGACUAUCACAACAAGGUGCGCGCGAGUGUUUUCCCACCCGCAGCAAACAUGGAGUACAUGCUUUGGGAUGAAGGCCUGGCCAGGUCAGCAGAAGCUUGGGCAGCUACCUGUUUUUGGGAACAUGGACCUCCUUACCUUCUCCGAUAUCUGGGUCAAAACCUAUCAGUCCGAACUGGCAAUUACCGCUCCAUUCUUCAGAUGGUUAAACCUUGGUAUGAUGAGGUCAGAGAUUAUGCGUUUCCGUACCCGCGUGACUGCAAUCCCCGCUGCCCGAUGCGCUGUUAUGGACCCAUGUGCACACAUUACACACAAAUGGUGUGGGCGUCAUCAAACCGAGUUGGAUGUGCCAUCCAAACCUGUUACAAUAUGGUAGUGUGGGGUGCCGUGUGGAGGGAGGCAACGUACUUGGUCUGCAAUUAUUCCCCAAAGGGCAACUGGAUUGGCGAAGCACCUUACAGAGUCGGUGUGCCAUGCUCAGCUUGUCCUCCAAGCUACGGAGGUUCAUGCAGCAACAACAUGUGCUUUCCUGCCGUCAACUCAAACUUCAUGUACUGGUUUAAAUAAGCUGUCUGUCAUAUGUUGAACGCUAUUGAGUGCAUUUUUACAAUGAUGUUCUGUGUAAUAUAUCUUUUAAAUCCAUAUGCAUUUUGUACAGCAGAUUUAGCUGCUUUUUUAUGUGAUGAUACUAUCUAUUCCAGAAAUGGUGCUAAUGUUAAUACAAUCUUAACAUGACUGUUUUAGUAUCAGCCAUCAUAUUGAUGCUCAUGGAUAGUAGUUAUAUUUUCUUCUGGUGCACAGAUCAAGUCUGUACUGAUCACUCUAUAUAAUAAUGUUUAUAUUCCACUUUUAUAGCCUACACAUUAAGUCCAUUACGUCAGGGUUUUUCCAAGGUGCUUAGACAUAAAACAUUCAAGCUAUUUUUUGUUUUUAUAGCUGUCCAUGUAUUUUCAGUAGCAAAAACCGCUCUGAGGUUUUUGUAAUGAUAACGUUGAAUGUAUUUUCAACAUUUUUAUUUGGUCAUGUAAAGUUCUCAUACGUGUUGAGUUAUUUUAUAUGUUGUGGUGUGUGUGUUACAUUUACUGUAGUUUGGCAGUUCAUGAUAAAUGAUCAUGGAAUGGUGCUCUUCAGUGUCAAGUAUUGCUACUCUGAAUUUGAUUAGCUUUUCUCUUUACAUUAUGUUUGUUGAACAGUAAUGUUGCCAUGGUUAUACUUACAUGACCUCAGAUUGUGACCUCUACCUAACCCCACAUCCUAGUUUUUUUUAGUUCUCUAGGAGAGAGGAGAUGCUUCUAAGCUAUUAAAUUUAUAUGACUGUGUAAUGUCAUAAAUUUGUAUGAUAUAUAAUACAAAUAUUGUUGUGCCAGCAUAUCCUAACUAACAGUUCUUUCAAUUGGUGUCUUACUGAGAUGAUUAAUAACAGAUAUUUGUUAUACAUUCCCAGCACACAGUAGCAGUAUUGUUUUCUUCUUCUCCUUCUUCUUUUUUAAAUGAGAGAUAUAUGUAGAUUGUAUGCCCUUAAAUGAACUUAAACACAAGAUAUAGCACAUAUUACACUGUGACCCAAUAUGUAGUUUAAGUGUUUCUACAGUUUUGUUCUGAAAAUAUAAUAAAGAAGUCUUUACUA
This is a messenger RNA of Ctenopharyngodon idella (grass carp), 2765 nucleotides long. RefSeq names its product peptidase inhibitor 15b (gene pi15b). Gene Ontology annotation, cellular component: extracellular region. The record is from RefSeq and is a predicted model, not a curated record. The coding region runs from base 935 to 1705 and encodes 256 amino acids. The transcript is spliced from 6 exons. NCBI's taxonomy places the organism in Eukaryota, Metazoa, Chordata, Actinopteri, Cypriniformes, Xenocyprididae.